UGCUGCUGGCACGAAGAGUUCUAGUUGUGGAUCGCCUUGGCCUUGGAACAUGCCUCCUACUAGGGACCCCUUCCCAUUCCCCCACUAUGAAAAUGAAGAUUCCUAUACUGGCAACCAAAGGAAUUCCCUGAAAGCCCCCUAUGCUGUUCCCACACAUCUUGCCCAGCAACGAGACCCCUGGAAUAGACUACAUGCAACACCCACAUUAGCAAGCAUCAGAAGAGAAGUCUGGUAUAGAGAACAUGAGGGUUCUAGAGAUAGCCUGGAUUUUAACCUCAGUUCUUUGUACAAUCACCAUGAAGACCUGCUUAAAGAUAAAAGCAAGGUAGUCCUCCAUAGAGAGACCCUCUUUGAUGAUCAUGGUGCACUGAAGGGUUUAGAGCCUUUGAAGAAACGCACUGCGCCUCCAGUUCAUUGUCCCACUUCCAGGGGAAUCUCUGUGAGACACUGGGUCAACCCAAUAAAAGAGUCAAUUCACAGCAUCGAAGGAGCAAUUGAGUCUCCGCACACUGCAGCUACCAACAGUGGAUACUCCCGCAAAGAAAAUGGAGGCAUUUUCUACCACUGAAGAUUUUGCAAAGCCAUGCUCCUGCUUUAAUCUUUUCAGUCUUCAUUUAAACUUCCCAUUCUGUGUUGUUUGCCUUGCUUUUUGAUCCGUAAUUAAAUCAUUCAGCCUGACAGAAUUCUAGUAAGAAUACAACUAUACUGUUUUGUGAUGCCUCAUAAUUCUAUAGAUUUGGUUAGGGACUAAAUCAGUCUGGAAUGAGAUUUGAGGGUACCAUUUAAAUUGAAUAAUUUAUUUUCAUUUAUUUAAUUUCUUUUCUUACCUAAACAAAUAUAAGCUGAAACACAACUAUCUAAAAUAAAGUAGCUAAAGUAAAAAACA
Messenger RNA from Varanus komodoensis (Komodo dragon), 886 nucleotides. It is a transcript of the gene CFAP276, whose product is annotated as cilia and flagella associated protein 276. The record is from RefSeq and is a predicted model, not a curated record. The transcript has 5 exons. Bases 50 to 568 code for a protein of 172 amino acids. Lineage: Eukaryota; Metazoa; Chordata; Lepidosauria; Squamata; Varanidae.